Cololabis saira (Pacific saury) is the source of this 2281-nucleotide messenger RNA. RefSeq names its product cytotoxic and regulatory T-cell molecule. Bases 104 to 1462 code for a protein of 452 amino acids. Gene Ontology annotation, cellular component: plasma membrane. The record is from RefSeq and is a predicted model, not a curated record. Gene Ontology annotation, molecular function: signaling receptor binding. The transcript has 10 exons. NCBI's taxonomy places the organism in Eukaryota, Metazoa, Chordata, Actinopteri, Beloniformes, Belonidae. Gene Ontology annotation, biological process: detection of tumor cell; positive regulation of natural killer cell mediated cytotoxicity directed against tumor cell target; cell recognition.
UUUUAUUGUGAUCACAUGAGCAUCUCUUGAAACUAAAAGUUUGGGGAAACCACAAAAGUGACGUCACGGAAGGUCCCUCAAUGCAGUACAAAUGUCCUGAGUGAUGUGGAAAUGCUGCAGAGCUGAAGUGUUAUUCUACGUGACAGAUAUGGCAGUGAAGCAGCGGCUCAGUGUCUUCUUGCUACUCAUACAGGUUUCACUUGCAGUUUGGCAACAUGUGACUGUGAUGGAGGGUCGCACGGUUUUCUUAACAUGCCCUAUUAUCAACCCUCACAUGACCAAUGUCGAAUGGAAGAACCCAGAAGGAUACGUUAUGUUUUUCAAUUCUAACAAAGCAUUGAAUGAUAAACGAUACAGCAUCACCAAUCUGUCGCAGACAAAAUUCUCCAUAAGUAUAUCUCGUGUCACCUUAAAAGACGGAGGCAACUACACGUGCUCCCACUACGACCACCACACAUCACAGAAGAAAGUGGAGGUGACGGUGUUGGGUUCUCCCACCAUGUCAGUGGUGAAGCAUGAUGGAAAGAUGGUUAUAAAAUGCACUGCAGAGGGGAAUCAUCACCCACCCCAGAUUUCUUGGAAGUUUGAUCAACAGCCUGAAUUUCUUGCUCAAGAAAACGUUCACCGUGAAGGCAACAAAUAUGUAUCCAUGGGAAUUAUUCAUCUUUUCCCAGUCAAGAACCAGGUCACUGUGAAAUGCCUUGUUCGUCAUCCAGCACUGCACUCACGACCCUUGAUGAACUUUAUGAUAAUUGGACGAGACACAAAAGUACCCGUCCGUACAACCUCAACGCCACCAACCCCAGUACAGCCUCAAGCAUCAACGGGACUUCUGGGGACAACAGGAACCCCGACCCGGCAUGAUGGAACGUCACCAUAUUUUCAACCCACCAGAGGAACUGGUACCUCACUAGGGCAGUCGGCGGUUACCCCCAGCCAGAAUGCUUUUUCAAAGUCUGUGACAACAUUCUCCAGACGCCCUUCGAGCCCCGUUACAUUCACAACUCGUCUUCCCACCACAGGAGGUGGGACGCCUGAGAUAUCAGAAGACACCUAUAAUAGCACAAAGACAAACAUCACAGGAGCUCCAGGGAAUUCCUCCGUACUGGUCCUCCUGGUGACGUGCCUGAUUGUUUGCCUCCUGGUGGUGGUUAUAUUUUUUGCCAUUAAGCUGAGGAGAGCACAUGUGGCCUGGAGAAAAGAGAAUGAAGAGUCGGCUCCAUCAGAGGAGAGCAGUAAAUCCAAAUCCAGUCAGGAUGAGAAGAAUCCCCAAAGUCGAAGAGGAAUUUUCAACACGGCAUUCACACAGUACAUUGUUGAGAAGCCAGCAGUGAUAACUUCAGAUCUAAACAAAAGUGCCGUGACUCCAAAAGAAAGUACAACAAAUGACCGGGGGACCUCUCAGUCUAAAACCCAGACACAAACUUAUUCCACAUGCCACGUGAAAGAGACGCCACUUUGAUCAAUAUGUAAAACAGCUGUUUUGAUGUCUUCAGAAAGCAGAAUGUUUCUUUCUUUUUUGUUUGGGAGGUUACUUUUGUGGUGUUUAAGGAAUACUUUUAAAUCAUGAUAAGGAAGAGCAUACUAAUACCAGGACAAACCUAUCCUUGCUCUCUAAUAGCCUCAGUUCUUGGACAUAUUCCAUAGAUCAUGAAAACCUUUUCAUGUUCAUAAAAGGUCCAUUCAACUCGAUACCAUGUUUAUGUGAUGAAUGUAUAUGUGUACUAUGCCAGCCGUACAGAGCAACCCAAUAACAGACAUGAAACUGCUGUAAUAAAGGGAUACCAACAUUUAAAAAAAAGUAAGUUGUGGUAUUGAAAUAAAUGGUAUCAAAGGCGCCCAAAAAUGUUUUCAUGGUCAAUGCCACUUAAGCUUCCUUGGUGUGCUCUUAUAAGGAAACAUGACUCCACAGAUUUAGUGUGGCAGGCAGAUGACUCAGCAGGAAUGUUAUGCCAAAGUACAUGCACCAACACUGAAAUAAAUACAUAUAUUCUGACGUAUUCAACACCAUGACGUCAGUAGUUUCAGAAAUACCCAUCCGUCUUCACCAUGAUGUCACAGUCACAGCCCCUCUGGACAUUUGAUAUGAACAUCAACUGAUUCUGAUGGGGUUAGUUUAUGUACUGAAUGAAUGAAUGAAUGAAUGAAUGAAUGUUACAUGAAUGAAUGAAUGUUACAUGAAUAAGGACGUUUUUGUGUUUUCUUGAUAAAAUGCUUGUGGAAUGUAUAAGUCACAAACAAAAUGGCUACUACUGUAUAUCAUAAAUAAUGAUUAAACGUA